Messenger RNA from Mesorhabditis spiculigera, 471 nucleotides. The record is from the annotation of a GenBank genome assembly. NCBI's taxonomy places the organism in Eukaryota, Metazoa, Nematoda, Chromadorea, Rhabditida, Rhabditidae.
AUGUUCGCCCGGGCAGCACGACUCGUCCAGCAGGCGGCCGCCCUCCCGAAACGGCCACUCCUCGACCUGGCCAACAAGCAGCACGGCCACCUGCGGAAUUCAAAAUUCCUUUGCUACGAGGCGCAACGACCGCUCGUGUUUGACGUCGCGACAACCGAGGAAUUCGAGGAGCACGUGCUGCGAUCGACGAUCCCCGUCAUCGUCGAUUUCCACGCCGACUGGUGCGGCCCGUGCAAAAUGCUGGGCCCGCGAUUGGAGCAGAAGGUGCAAGGCCGCGAGGGCGCCGUCCUGAUGGCCAAGGUCAACAUCGACGAGGCCGGAGACUUGGCUGACGAAUUUCGGGUCAGCGCCGUGCCUACUGUCAUCGGGUUCCAGAACGGGGAAGUCGUCGCCGAGUUUCAGGGCAUGAUCGACGACGACCAAAUCGACGAGUUCCUCGACCAGGUCGCCGACGUGCCCGCCGCCGAACAA